UCUAAACAUCUCACAAUGACCGGCCGUGGCAAAGGAGGCAAGGGGCAGGGGCUCGGGAAAGGAGGCGCCAAGCGCCACAGGAAAGUUCUCCGUGACAACAUCCAGGGUAUCACCAAGCCAGCCAUCAGAAGACUUGCUCGCCGUGGCGGCGUUAAAAGAAUUUCCGGCCUCAUCUACGAAGAAACUCGCGGCGUGUUGAAGGUGUUUCUAGAAAACGUCAUAAGAGACGCCGUGACGUAUACGGAGCACGCUAAGAGGAAAACUGUCACUGCCAUGGACGUCGUCUACGCGCUGAAGAGGCAAGGCAGGACGUUGUAUGGUUUCGGUGGAUAGACUCGAAUGUGGAUAGACUGAGCAGU
This is a messenger RNA of Cydia fagiglandana, 359 nucleotides long. Its product is annotated as histone H4-like. The record is from RefSeq and is a predicted model, not a curated record. Gene Ontology annotation, biological process: nucleosome assembly. Lineage: Eukaryota; Metazoa; Arthropoda; Insecta; Lepidoptera; Tortricidae. The transcript has a single exon. Gene Ontology annotation, molecular function: structural constituent of chromatin; DNA binding; protein heterodimerization activity. Bases 16 to 333 code for a protein of 105 amino acids. Gene Ontology annotation, cellular component: nucleosome.